Penicillium cinerascens is the source of this 354-nucleotide messenger RNA. RefSeq lists its product as uncharacterized. The record is from RefSeq and is a predicted model, not a curated record. The transcript has 3 exons. The coding region runs from base 1 to 354 and encodes 117 amino acids. NCBI's taxonomy places the organism in Eukaryota, Fungi, Ascomycota, Eurotiomycetes, Eurotiales, Aspergillaceae.
AUGUCUCCCAAGGGCCCCUUCCGUCUCGUCACCGUUAACACUGCGCCCGAGCGUGCCAAGCGCCUCAUCGGUCGCGUUGCGGAGGCGCUCAGCGACCGCUACACCAUCCUCCACGUCGACAACUGCGAGAAGAUCGAAGAGGUCGAGCCCAAGGUCAAGGAGCACAUGCCGGACGUGCUGUUCAGCGCCUCCAUGUGGUCCGACGAGCAGGCCAAGCAGAUUCACGACAUAGCCCGGUCUGUCAAUCCCAGCAUCAAGCUGCACGCCAUCCCCGAGGGCCUGCAGGUCGAGCGCGGUCCCGAUGCCAUCGUCGAGUACCUCUGCGAGAAGGUGCCCCCGCUGCUGGACAGCUAG